AUGGCAUUGACAGCGAGAAAAAGCCACUGCUACCUCGGCGGCGCCAUGGCCGUCGCCGUCGAGCCAAUUUGCUCGGAUUCGCUCGAUAAUCGAUUCGAGCUCGACGAGUCCGAGAUUUGGGCCUUUGACGACGUUGUUCGGCCCGACAGCCCACCGGACCGAAAUACCGCGGAAAAGCCCGCAAAAGCGGGCUAUCAUCACCUCCGAACGGGUCCAAGGUCUGUCCCGGUGAACGUCCCCGACUGGUCGAAGAUCCUCGGCGGAGAGUGCCGGCCACGCGCCGCCGGGUCCCCGGAGUGCGAGGGCGCGGGAAAUGACAGAUUGCCACCUCACGAGUUUCUUGCUAGAAAUCGAGCGGCGCCUUUUUCGGUGACGCUGAAGGGUAGGGAUUUAAGGAUGAGAAACGCGAUUUGGAAGAAAACUGGAUUCGAGGAUUAA
Striga asiatica is the source of this 438-nucleotide messenger RNA. The record is from the annotation of a GenBank genome assembly. Lineage: Eukaryota; Viridiplantae; Streptophyta; Magnoliopsida; Lamiales; Orobanchaceae.